AUGCAGGAGGCGGCCCUCUACAAGAUCGACUUCACGCGAAGCCGAGGGAAGAUGCUCGUGGGUGCGGGGGUGCGUGAGGAGGCAGGCAGGCAGGUCGAAGAGCUGAUGUUCAGCAUGCAGCCGUUGCUGCUUCCCGGUGUCCUUGACGACGCCGACCGUGCGGCUGGCGAGGCAAACAGCAGUGCGGUUGGUAAACGUGAGGAAUAUCUUCAGCGUUUCCUGCAGCAAACGACAGUCCAUGGGCGUGGCGGAGGUGCAGCAAAAAGUGAUGGAUGCCUUUACGCGUCGCGAUGGGGGCAGUCACUCGCAAUACCGUUAAAGAAAAACAAAAACAAAAAAAAAGACGGAUUUCUUCAUACGUGGUGCGCACACCGCCUUUCACUCGCUCACUACAUUUUUUUUUUUUUUUGUAGGCAUCUGCGCUUUGGUGCUCGCUGCGGCGUAGCUUCCCAGGUGGGGAGGAAGGAGAGGCGUUUUCUGUAG
Messenger RNA from Trypanosoma rangeli, 483 nucleotides. RefSeq names its product Rhodanese-like protein. Lineage: Eukaryota; Euglenozoa; Kinetoplastea; Trypanosomatida; Trypanosomatidae. The transcript has a single exon. The coding region runs from base 1 to 483 and encodes 160 amino acids. The record is from RefSeq and is a predicted model, not a curated record.